Molecule: messenger RNA, 1304 nt
Organism: Schizosaccharomyces japonicus yFS275
Lineage: Eukaryota; Fungi; Ascomycota; Schizosaccharomycetes; Schizosaccharomycetales; Schizosaccharomycetaceae
Product: bis(5'-adenosyl)-triphosphatase
Exons: 5
Coding region: 325-1152 (275 amino acids)
Molecular function (GO): hydrolase activity, acting on carbon-nitrogen (but not peptide) bonds, in linear amides; hydrolase activity
Source: RefSeq, a predicted model, not a curated record
UCACCACCAAUUGUUUUACGAGACUUAAGUUCAAGUGUGGUAGUAGAACCACUGCUACAGUUUCUUACAGAUGCACUGAUAAUAUGGAAAAGAAGAAUAUGAGUGAACUUAGUGCAUAGAUUAUCUUUGUGUGAUUUCCGUAAUUAGAUAUCCCAUUUGUUUUACAAGUACCUAUCAUUUUCACGGAGAUUUAAUUAAUUACCUGGUCGCAAGACUUCAAAAUAGUAUCUAUCGUGUUGUUAUAUCUGCAUCAUUCUCUAUUUUUUAUACAAAUUAUUAGGCACAUACUAAAAUUAUAUUUGCAUUGCUUGUUCUAUUUACAGAAUGUUGGCCGCUAUAGCUCAGCUGCAAUCGACCAAAUCUAUUUUUCGUAAUUUGGCAAAAUGCAAGGAACUGAUUAUUGAAGCUGCUGCGAAAGGUGCAUCUUGCAUUUUUUUUCCAGAAGCAUCGGACUUCAUUGCAGAAAACGUGAAUGAAUCUGUUGAAUUAACUUCUACGGAGGAGAACAAAAAGUUUCUCCAGGGUAUAUGCGAGCAGGCAAUACGAUCUAAAAUUCAUGUGAAUAUUUGUGUGCAUGAAGCCUCGGAAUGUGCAGGGAAAAUUUAUAAUUCAAACAUUUGGAUUGAACCUACUCGCGGCACCAUUGCAGCUCGCUACCACAAGGUGCAUUUGUUUGAUGUUGAUUUGGGUCCAGGGAAGACAUUCAAGGAAUCAAACUCAACUAUGCCAGGAACAGAAAUUCCAAGCCCAGUGAUGACACCAUUGGGUAAGGUUGGCCUAGCUAUUUGUUUUGACCUUCGGUUUCCCGAAUUGGCUCAGCACCUUCGCUCAAAAGGCGCUGAUAUUCUCGUAUACCCGAGUGCUUUCACGGAAAAAACUGGGGCUGCUCAUUGGGAAACGUUACUCAGAGCUAGAGCAAUUGAUUCACAGUGUUUCGUUGUUGCAGCUGCUCAGCACGGUGCUCACAACGCUAAACGUACUAGUUAUGGUCAUUCCAUGGUGAUUGAUCCUUGGGGCACGGUGAUUGCUCAAUACAGUGACAUGAAUACUCCUGAAGGACUUCUUCUAUUUGAUGUGAACCUUUCCAUUGCUGAACGAGUUCGCCGAGCUAUACCGCUUGCAAGACGAAAUGAUUUAUACCCGAAGCUUUAAACGCAUAAUACCGACUUCGUAAAAGGCAUCUUUUUAGUUAUCAGUCCUACUUGACGAAAACAAGUUUGUGAUUAUUAGUAUUACUUUUCGUAAUUUGCUUCCCAGAAUAUAGCCGAUUUUAUUAAUUAAACAGAAACCAAGAAAAGCGAGCA